Molecule: messenger RNA, 2092 nt
Organism: Mercenaria mercenaria
Lineage: Eukaryota; Metazoa; Mollusca; Bivalvia; Venerida; Veneridae
Product: lysosomal acid glucosylceramidase-like
Exons: 1
Coding region: 327-1922 (531 amino acids)
Biological process (GO): glucosylceramide catabolic process
Molecular function (GO): glucosylceramidase activity
Source: RefSeq, a predicted model, not a curated record
ACUGCAAAAUACUUCCGGGAGUAUAUACACAAAGUUGUUGUGUCUCGUGAUAUAUCACAAAUUUCCGGAGAAAGAUGAGGAGGAAGUGGAAUUUCGUCGAAACGUAUCGAAUCAUUGUGUAAAUGGCUGACUUUACUGCGGAUGUUACAUUUCUAAACUGCUGCUAACGACUCUGUUAAAAUACGAAAAAUUAAACGGACACAGCCAAAGAGCAGUUUGUUUACACUUUAUAUACUGUUCGAAAAAGGUGUAGAUACAAGUUUAGUGACCAUGCUCGAGACUUUGACCUGGAGAAGAUAAGAUAAAGAUAGUACAACCUUAGUUUAAUGAAGUGUUCAAUGAAAAUGGGAGCUUACAAUUUCCUCCUCUGUUUGACGUUAACUUCGUUUGGGGUGGCGUUCGAUUCCCCGUGUGUUCCACGCAGUUUUGGUCAAGAUUCAAUCGUAUGUGUAUGUAAUGCCACAUAUUGUGACACAUUUGAAAACAAGGAGCCGAAACAACCGGGACCGGCAAACCCGAUCCCGUACUUCGAUGCUGUUGUUACCACAAGGGACGGACUUCGGAUGGUGCGGCGGUCGGGAUCUUUUGGGGCGCCACCCAGUGAAGAGAAUGUCUUUAAAGUUGGAACUACUACUGGGCAGACGAUUAUUGGUUUUGGUGGGGCUUUUACAGACGCAGCAACAAUCACUAUGAACAGUUUGUCUAAAGCAGCUCGGAGUAAUCUCUUAUCCACAUACUUUUCAUCGGCGGGGAAUGAAUAUAAUAUAGGACGUAUUCCAAUGGCAAGUUGUGACUUUUCUAAACGUAUCUAUUCUUAUGACGAUACUGAGGGGGAUUUGACACUUUCAAAUUUUACUCUCGUCGACGAAGACGUUUUAUACAAGAUUCCGGCUAUCAAGGACGCUAUGUCUUUCAGUAAAAGAAAUAUUUCGCUGUUUGGAAGUCCUUGGAGUUCACCUUACUGGAUGAAAACUAACAACAAUAUGACAGGCAAGGGGACUAUCAAAGGCGAACCUGGCGGACCAUAUUUCAAAGCAUGGGCGAACUAUUUUGUGAAAUUUCUGCAAGCAUAUAAAAGCCAUGGUAUAGAUAUUUGGGGUCUGACGGCCCAAAACGAACCCUUUGACGGUAUGAUUACCGGAUUCUCAUUCCAGUGCCUCGGUUGGACCCCGGAGCUUCAGAGAGACUUUAUCGCAAAAGAUUUAGGCCCUGCUCUCGAGAAAAAUGGAUUUGGACACGUGAAAUUGAUGAUUCUUGAUGAUCAGAGGAUUUUCUUGCCGCUUUGGCCGGAAGUGGUAUUGAAAGAUCCGAAUGCAGCCAAAUAUAUAUCCGGAAUAGCCAUCCACUGGUAUGCGGACUUAUUUAUUCCUACGUCAGCUUUAGACCUGACCUACCAGAAAUUCGGACAGGAUUACUUCAUUUUGAAUACAGAGGCUUGCGAGCAAGAUUUAGUGAAUAAGAACAAAUCCGUUUUGCUGGGAAACUGGUACCGCGGGGAGCAUUACUUCUAUGACAUCAUGCAAGACUUAAGGCACGGAGUAACGGGUUGGGUGGAUUGGAAUAUGGCACUUAAUAUGCAAGGCGGACCCAACUGGGAAAACAAUCGUGCCGAUAGUCCGAUCAUUGUCAAUGCUGCUAAAGAUGAAUUUUACAAACAACCGAUGUUCUAUGCAAUGGGACAUUUCAGCAAAUUCGUGGAGCCCGGCAUGAAACUUCUUCACCAUGAAGCAAAUGUGACUGAAGAUUCCGGGGUGGAAGCGUUAUUCUUCAUCCGAGAUAAUCGUUUCGUAACUGCCAACUUUGUAAAUAUAAAUGAAUUGGGGUUGAAUAUCACUGUAAGUGAUCCACUUACAGCAGGGAACAAUUUUAAGUUUGAAAUUCCGCCUAAAAGUUUCGUAACAUUCCGCUGGUGGAGGUAUUGAGGUCGGAUCUGCUCAGUAUUAUUAAAACUGUGAUAAAACCGACCUUUUUGAUAUUUUAAAAACAUUCAUCCACAGUUCGCUUUCUAAAAUGUUGUGACUUCUUAUCUGUAUGAUAAAUGUUAUCUUUUUUAAUUUUGACUUUUCAGCAAUACAAAAUGUUAAAAGUUCAA